AAUAUGACACUAUUUGGUAAAAGUUUCAUCUGUAAUUCAUUGCUACGAAAUUACUUGUGCUCAAACAUUCACUUGCGACAAUGGAAAUAUUUUGGCAGUUCGUUCACAACAAACAGUUCAACUAUUUAUGCAUUGUCAUCAGGUAAUUUUUACAUUUACCUCAAAAUUAUCUCAUUUUCUCUCUUUUUUUUGGGUAAUUUCGUUUCGAAUUUGACGAAAUUCUUUGACUUAAAAUCGUGAAUUAAAGAGUUUUUUAAACGUGACAAUAGACGCAAUGUUAUUGUGUUAUUUCGUCUGCUAGUUCACUUUGUUUAUUUAGACAACUUUGAAUUCGAAAAUCGAAAAGUGUUUCAAGCUUUAGAAAUUGUUUAUCUCGUUGUCAAAAUUAUAAUAAUUUGGACAGGGAAAAUGUGGAGUAGCUGUGGUCAGGAUUUCCGGCUUCGAAGCCUUGAAAGCUUUGCAAAAGAUGACAAAUUUGUCAAAUCCAAAACCAAAGACUGCAUUUCUUCGCAAAAUACACGAUCCGGAAACUGGAGAAAUUAUAGAUAAAGGAUUAUGCCUAUGGUUUCCUGGCCCGAAAUCAUUUACUGGCGAGGAUACGGUCGAAUUUCAAGUUCAUGGCGGACCAGCAGUUUUAACAUCCCUAAUGUCAGCACUGGCGAAACUUGAAUUUCGUCCCGCUGAACCCGGUGAAUUCACAAGGCGCUCCUUUUACAACAAUAAAUUGGAUUUAACCGAAAUCGAGGGCCUGGCGGAUUUAAUUCACGCCGAAACUGAACAACAACGAAAGCAAGCUCUCCUACAGGCGAGUGGUGCACUACGUGAAUUGUACGAAAAUUGGCGACAAUCGCUCAUGAAAAAUAUUGCCCAUCUCGAGGCGUACAUUGAUUUCAAUGAGGAGGAGAAUAUCGAGGACAAUGUUCUCGUUGAAUGUAACGACAAUUUACGUGAUAUUGUUAAGAGAAUGGAGAAUUAUCUCGCCGAUGGAAGGAGAGGUGAGAUACUGCGUAAUGGCGUGAAAACGGUGAUUCUAGGUAAACCAAAUGUGGGAAAAAGUAGUUUAUUAAAUAAUCUUGUACGACGUGACGCUGCAAUUGUCACGUCACUCGCUGGCACGACACGUGAUAUUGUUGAAUUGACAUUUAAUGUAUCCGGUUAUCCGGUAAUUUUGUCCGAUACCGCUGGACUGACGAAUGAUUCCAAAGAUUUUAUCGAACAAGAAGGAAUAAGACGAGCGAGACUUCAUGCGAUUGAUGCCGAUUUUAUUAUUUUAGUCGCUGACGUUGUGGAAUUUGUGAGAAUGGAAAAAUCUAUAGAGGAAUUUAUUCGGGAUUAUAUGGAAAAUUUGGAAUUAAAUCAACUUUUGAGUGAGGAGAAAAAUUAUAUAAUUGUCAUGAAUAAACUCGAUUUAAUCGAGAACGACAGAAGACAAGUUUUACUGCAAAAUUUUCGCGAUAGAAAUAUUAUUGGAAUUUCUUGUGAGGAGAAGGAAGGAUUUGAAAAUUUACUUGAAGGAAUGACGAAAUUUUUCGUCAAAAUUUGUGGAAAUCCGUCGAGGGAAAAUCCAACAAUUAGUCAAACAAGACACAGAAUUCAUUUAACGAAUUGUUUAAAUUACAUGAAAAAUUAUUUUCAAAUAAUUUCCACUGAUAAUCACGAUAUUGUUAUUGCUACGGAGGAGAUUCGUCAAGCAAUGAGAGAAAUUGGUAAAUUAACCGGCCACGUUAGUACUGAACAAAUUCUCGAUAUUAUAUUUAAAGAUUUUUGCAUUGGAAAAUAAAAAUAUUUUCGUAAAA
Leptopilina heterotoma is the source of this 1796-nucleotide messenger RNA. Its product is annotated as tRNA modification GTPase GTPBP3, mitochondrial. The coding region runs from base 467 to 1780 and encodes 437 amino acids. The record is from RefSeq and is a predicted model, not a curated record. Gene Ontology annotation, cellular component: cytoplasm; mitochondrion. NCBI's taxonomy places the organism in Eukaryota, Metazoa, Arthropoda, Insecta, Hymenoptera, Figitidae. Gene Ontology annotation, molecular function: protein binding; GTP binding; GTPase activity. Gene Ontology annotation, biological process: tRNA wobble uridine modification; tRNA methylation. The transcript has 4 exons.